Messenger RNA from Saccostrea echinata, 993 nucleotides. RefSeq names its product F-actin-capping protein subunit alpha-1-like. Bases 55 to 948 code for a protein of 297 amino acids. The record is from RefSeq and is a predicted model, not a curated record. The transcript has 11 exons. Gene Ontology annotation, biological process: barbed-end actin filament capping; actin cytoskeleton organization. Gene Ontology annotation, molecular function: actin filament binding. Gene Ontology annotation, cellular component: F-actin capping protein complex; actin cortical patch. Lineage: Eukaryota; Metazoa; Mollusca; Bivalvia; Ostreida; Ostreidae.
GUUUUCGUAUUUUACCCAUGAUCCAAUGAACGAAGGCGUGACUGACAGACGAAAAUGGCCGACUUCGGUGAACCCAUUUCGGAUAAGCAAAAGGUGGCCAUUGCCUCAGAUUUUAUUCGACAUGCACCUCCAGGGGAAUUUAAUGAGGUUUUUAAUGAUGUGAGAAUUCUGCUUAAUGAUGAUGAUUUACUUAAGGAGGGUGCCUCAGGGUCAUUUGCCCAGUACAACAAAGAUCAGUUCACUCCAUGUAAAGUUGGUUCAUCAGAAGAAUUAGUUUUAAUAACAGAACAUGGGGACCUAGGAGGAAGUCGAUUUCUAGAUCCGAGGACCAAGCAGUCUUUCAAAUAUGACCACUUGCGAAAAGAGGCCAGUGAUGUGCAGCCAGCAAAGGCUGACCCUACGGCAGAACCCUGGCGGUCAGCGAUAGAGUCAUCAUUAACGUCAUACAGAGAUCAACACUAUAAACAGGGGGUGGUGACCGUUUACGGGAACAGCUCAGGGGGGAACGUUACUAUCAUUGGCUGUAUUGAAAGCCAUCAGUAUCAACCCAAGAACUUCUGGAAUGGGAGAUUGAGGUCACAGUGGUCCGUUACAUUCCCAGAAUCAGGGGGUGGGAAGGCUGAACUGACGGGGGUCAUUAAAGUACAGGUACAUUACUAUGAAGAUGGAAAUGUACAGUUAGUAACAUCUAAAGAGGUCAAACAGACCUUGAACAUCUCGAAACAUGAAAAAAAAUCGUCAAAAGCUGAGGAACAAACAGCAAAAGAAUUUGCCAAGAUUGUUUCUGAAGCUGAGUCUGACUACCAGAAAGCCAUUGGAGAGAAUUACAUGACCAUGUCAGACACUACCUUUAAGGCUCUACGACGACAACUUCCUGUCACCAGAACAAAAAUAGACUGGAACAAAAUUAUAGGUUAUAAAAUUGGAAGCGAGUUGAAGAAUGCAUGAGAAGACAUGAGUGAAAGUAAAGCCAUUAUUCCAGUGUUAUGAAAA